Molecule: messenger RNA, 2146 nt
Organism: Triplophysa dalaica
Lineage: Eukaryota; Metazoa; Chordata; Actinopteri; Cypriniformes; Nemacheilidae
Product: C3a anaphylatoxin chemotactic receptor-like
Exons: 2
Coding region: 108-1181 (357 amino acids)
Biological process (GO): inflammatory response; positive regulation of cytosolic calcium ion concentration; phospholipase C-activating G protein-coupled receptor signaling pathway
Cellular component (GO): plasma membrane
Molecular function (GO): complement receptor activity; G protein-coupled receptor activity
Source: RefSeq, a predicted model, not a curated record
UAACUGUCAGAUAUACCAGACUGCCACUAAUUGUCGUGCAGAGACGUUGUUGUGGGCUUUGACAACAUCUACCUGAAGACAGAGGCGAGGAAAUAAAGACCUAGAAAAUGGCGAACAGCACUUUGGGACCUCAAAAUCUGACCAGCGUUGAAAGAAAUCACCCCACAAAGCUGUCGGGCUUAUCGAAUACAGAAAUCUUCAGCAUAAGCAUAUAUUUUGUCGUCCUAGUCAUGGGUGUGAUCGGAAACAGCCUUGUCAUCUUUGUGACCGGCUACAAAAUGAAGACAACAGUCAACUCCAUUUGGUUUCUCAACUUGGCGAUUGCAGACUUCAUUUUCAUUUUGUUCUUGAUUCUCUAUAUCGUUGUUACAUUUUACAAGAUGGUCUGGCCCUUUGGCGACGUCAUGUGCAAAAUAAUGUCCUUGGUCUCGAUCCUUAAUAUGUUUGCGAGCAUUUUUCUGCUGACAGCCAUCAGUCUGGAUCGAUGUCUGUGCACAUGGGUGAUCGUGUGGGCUCAGAAUAAACGGACUCUAGUCAAAGCCAGAAUCAUCUGUGUGUUUGUGUGGCUUUUAUCCAUCUGCUGCAGCAUCCCUUUCGUCAUCAAACGCUCUGUAAUGAAACACUAUGGAGUGGAAUACUGCUCAUAUUCAUGCCCCAUCAAUGUUAUUAUGUCUCUGUUCAUUUACAGGUUUAUGGUGGGCUUUGUAGUCCCCUUCUUUAUCAUUGCAUCUUCAUACGUAGCUAUUGGUGUGCGGGUCAAACGCCUAAAAAGAGGAAAGCAGCUUCGGCCGUUUCGGGUCAUUAUACCUGUGAUUUUGGCCUUUUUCAUAUGCUGGCUUCCUUUUCAUGUUCAACAGUUGUGUCACAUUAGUGCACUUAAGAAUGAUUGGAGUGACAGUGUUCAAGAAGGAGUUGAGGCUGCAGGACCUUUUGUAGCCUGUCUGGCUUAUCUGAACAGCUCUCUGAACCCCAUUCUCUAUGUGUUCAUGUGUGACGAGUUCAAGAAGAAACUUAAAAAGUCUCUGCUGCUGGUGCUGGAGGGGGCUUUUGCUGAAGAUCACGUGAGUUUCAGAUCAACACUUCUUUCACGCCUCUCAGAGUCACAACAAGGUACUAAGCAGACACACGACACAACCCUCUGCUCCUCUGGUAGUGGACAGGAGAACAACACAAGUGUCUAGACUCUUGAUGACUGGAGAUAUACACUUGUCAAAAUGGACAUAAAGGUUUCCCAAACAUUGGGUCAGACGAACAGAUAGUCCCGCUCCAAACUUCUGCCAUUGGUUGAAGUCUGGGUAUCUAAAGAAGCAGAGCAAGAAUCCCCAAAUUCUGAAUGUUUUUCUCAUUGCUUUGUUAAACACAACAUUUAUAUUUCAAUGCUGUUCGUGCAAAUGUUUUCUUUGUUUUUGUCUUUAAAGUCACGGUAAUUGAGAAAAACAUCUAUUUUAUGUGUAAAACAUUUUUUGUUGCUUUUAUGUUUUUUUAAAACACAUGUUUUGUUACAUAUUUCUGUUACUUUUCUCAAUACAAAAAACUUUUUAUGCUGAAUGAUGUCUUUUUCUCAUUGUAGAUGAAACAAACGCACUGCCUCAGCCUUCACUCUCACUCACCAAAUAAAUCAGGUUAUAAGCAUGCAAGCAUGGAGGUUGUGAAUAUCUUCAAAAGCUGCAUGAAUUAAGUUUAUUUACUUUUUUGCUAGCAGUGCAUGAGUUGAUUUUGUGCAGAAGUAUACUGAAAAUCAUACACUUGAAAUUGAAAAUAUUACAACAGAUUUACAUUGUUAUGUAUGAAACAUGCUCAGUAAUACAACACAAAAGGAAUAAUAGAAAAGUGCCAUAUAUUUUUAUUAUAGUCUAAUAUCAAGAGGAAUAAGAAGUCAACCUGUUUUCCUUCGUCUAAACGUUUACAAAUUGUACAGAGGUGUUAAUAGUUCUCUUUAUAAUUUGUGUCUUCUUUAUCUUCCAAUGAAGCCAUAUUUUGGUGCCAUAUAUAAUCUAUAUAUGGGCCUUAACACAGAACAGUACUGCUGACUGAAUCAUUGGCAGAAGCUCCAUGUUUUGCAAACAUAGACGCUGAGAACCUUUUUUUACACCUCCUUUGUAUCAAAUAUUACUGUAAUGUGUCCUACAUUGAAUUGUUUCAUGAC